AUGAAGCUCGCAAGCCUGCAGGUGCGCUGCCCUCAUCGCAACUCGUGCCCAUUGCGCUUGAGAAUUCAGCAGUCUUCCAAAGGCUUGUACUCCAUCCAGGUGACAGGGCUUGAAACGCCCGCAUCAAGGGCACAGCAACCGGUUCUGACGCUGAAUCCCAGCAGGCGAGCCAGCAGCCGGAGCUGGUGUCCGACAUGUGCAAAACCUCUGGAGAUGCAAAGCAAAGUGGCUGCUUCACCAGCAUUGGAUACGAGUCGACGUCGCCCAAAAGGCAAGGGCAACGCCUUUGUGGCAGUGCUCUUCGGGCCAGAUGAAGACAUGCUUCAGCGAUUCGUGCUAGGAGCCCUUGUUUUGGGCCAUUCCUUGAAGACGAGCGGGACAUCCUUUGACCUUGUGCUGUUGCACACAGCAGAUGUCAUGGCUGUGCCUGGGGCCGGACUUCUGGAAGUUUUCUGGAAGACGCGGGAAGUGGAAUACGUACAGGCCGUUGAGAAGCUGAUUUCUCGAAGCGAGGAUCGCUUCCGGCAUGUCUUUACCAAGCUGCAUGUUUUCGGAUGCGAUGACUACGAAAAGGUGGUUUUGCUGGACAUUGAUCUCCUGGUGAGGGACAACAUUGACGAGCUGGCUCAGUUGAAGCCGCCAUGUGCGCUCCGGAGGGGUCACAAGAGCCUACCUUCCCACGUGGAUGUCUCCCUGUCUUGCUACGAUCGUAAUGGACAGCAGCGUUUCGGCAUGAACCUGGGAGUUGCAGUCUUGAAGCCAUGCCAGGAAGAGUUGAGGAAGAUGCUGGACUCGGUGAAGCGCAAUGAUCCCAUGCACGAGGCUAGCAAUGGUCCGGAGCAGGAUUUUCUCAGCCGCUGGUUCAAGAACUGGACCACUCUGAAUCUGAAGUACAACUACCAGCUUCAUCAGUUGGCAUACUCGCUGGACCAUGCAGGUCCCGAUGCGGAGCGGCUGCAGCUCAAGUUUGAAAGCGUGAAAGUCAUACACUACAGUGGCAAGGUGAAGCCAUGGGACUUCUACUUUCAAGCUGGUUUGGAGCAGAGCUUCUCGACAUUUUCAGAGGAGAAGCUGUUGCCAGCCUACGGCGCAACCGGAGAGGAUCUGCAGGAGAAGAUCAGACGUGCAGGGAAGGAAUGGAAAGAGCAGUGCAAGGCCAUGUGGCAGCAUGUGCUCUCUGCGCAGACACUUUGUGGUGCCACAUGUCAGCUGUGUGGGGAACCCGUUUCAGAUGAGAAGCAGCUGGAGCAUUGCUUCUUGCAAUGCCCCAAGACGGAUGAUCUGCGGCGAUCGCAGCCUUCGCUAACAGCAGAAGAAAUACAACAUCCAGAGCCGCAUCAGUUUCGGCAAGUGCUGGCUUUUGUUGCCAGGGUCCUAGAGCGCCGUCGAUGGCUGGCGGCAGAGUCUGAUCCAGAAAGAAGAGAGCCAGAUCAAGAAGUGGAAAAAGAGGAGACUCAGGACACCAGCCCGAAGGGGGAUGGUGCUACAAGCCUUCAUGAAGAGGGCCCGAAGCAGAUGCCGCAAAGCCAUCGGGAGAAGAUUUUGCAAGAAGUGGCGACGAAUCGAGUCACCAUCAUCGUGGCCCCGACUGGAUGUGGCAAAAGAAUUCCACAGAUGAUCUUGGACGAAGACGCAGAACGGUGUAUCCUUGUGACGCAGCCCCGGCGUGUUGCGGCCACCAGUCUCGCGCGUCGCGUAGCCGGGGAGAGAGGUGUUGAGCUUGGAACGGAAGUCGGCUACAAAAUCGGAGGUUGCAGCGAGGUGGGUCGAUCUGGCCGCACGCGAUUGACCUUUGCUACCACGGCAAUUGCAAUGAUCCAAUGCCUACAGGACUGUUCUUCCUUCACGCACCUAAUCAUAGACGAAGUCCACAUCCGCGAUGCCCACAUCGACUUCCUGCUCAGCUUGGUGGUGACGAGGGUCUUGUCCCACAACAAACAAGUCAAGGUGAUCCUGAUGUCUGCUGCGAUGGACAGCAACAAGAUUGCACGGUACUUCUCGACAGUGCUGGGGGGCACCAUUCCAAAGCCGCUGGAUUUGGAGGAGUGUCGUCAGUUCAAGCUGUCCAUCAAGUACAUAGACGACUAUCCCUUUUUCAUGCGGCGUGGACUGAGCCGCCGAGGACAAGAUGGAGUUUGGGCAGUGUCUGGAUUUCCCGCCGAGUGGUCUCAGGAGGAAGUGUCCGACUUGUAUGCAGAGUUUGUUCGCUCCUGCCACGAGGAACGCGCCAACCGCAAGGACUUGGCCUCGUUCCUGGUGUUCUUACCGGGCAAGAGGGAGCUGACUUUGCUGUGGGAGCGGCUUGAUGAGGUCAAAGGCCUCAAGGUGAAAUGUAUCUUCGGUGGACAGACAGUUGAGGAGCAGGAGAGAGUGCUGUCCGAAACCCAGAGCCAGAACGAGAGGGUUGUGAUUUUGGGGACAGAUGUCAUCGAGUCUAGCGUCACGAUUCCUGAUGUGGAUCUGGUGAUCGACACCUGCGAGCAGAAGCGUCUCCGCUGGGAUGGAGGCAAGAAUCAAAGCCUCCUGACUUUGGUCCUGGUGAGUCAAGAUGAGGCCAAGCAACGCUCUGGCCGAACAGGUCGGGUGCGUGACGGGGAAGUUGUACGCCUCAUCAGCAGGGAAUGCUUCCAGCGCCUGCAGCCUCAUGCAGAGCCGCAGAUAAAGCACAGCAGGUUGGAGGACCUGCUCCUCUCCAUCUUCGAGCUGCCGAACUUGGGUGAUCCUCGGGAAUUCUUGCAGAAGAUGUCAGACCCACCUUCAGCAACUCGAGUGGACCAGGCCAUCACCAGGCUCAUGGAAUUGAAUGCGUUGGCAAAGACGAAGGGCCAAACCCAGCCGAAGCCCACCUUCUUUGGCCGAUUCCUGCAGAAGAUGCCGCUGGAUCCGGAUGUCGGCUUCUUGGUGAUGAGUGGCGUGCGGCUGCAGCUGGUGAAGGACUGUGCUAUCCUGGCUGCAGUGCACCAGCGAGGGGAUCCCUUUGUGGACAGCAUGGACCUAAGCUCCCAGGAAGUGCAAUGGCUUUGGGAGGCGCGAGACACCUGCAGCCCGGGCCGUGUCCGAGAGCGAGACCGUGCGCUUCCUGGAGACCUCAUGGCCGGGCUUGGGGCCUACAGAGCUUGGCAAGCCGCAGCCAAGUAUCAAUCCCGUUGGGGUGCAGGCUGGAGCAUCCAGGAAGAAGCCCAAUGGUGUGCGCGGCACUUCUUGAGCCUCGAACGCUUGCAUGAGCUGGAAGAGAUGGUUGUUCAAAUCCAUGAUGUUUUGGAAGGGCUAGGAUAUGCCGAUGCCCUUCCCCAGUCAGAGAGGGAUCGCAUGAGAUUGAGGCGCCAAGAGAAGGUGAACCUCAAGGCUGUGCGGACGCGACCGCAACAGAGUGCAGCGCAAGACUUUGCCAGUCUGUUGCGUGAUCAGAAGGAUCGUGACAAUCAACUGCUGCUGGCAUGGUGCAUUGCUGCCAGCUUCACCAGCGGCCUCAUUGAGGUCAAGAACGGCUCCAGCACAGAGCAACUGAAGUACAAAGCCAAGAAAGACAGGGCGCCGGAGGUGGGAAACAACCUGCUGAUGCAGGGCUUUGGUGUGAGGCAUGCUCGCAUUUUGAACAAGGGUGACGUGGAAGUUACCUUCCCCAGUCCUGAGGAAGCUCAUAAGGCCUAUCAGCAAGCUUCGCUGCUCAACAACAACAUGAUGCCAUGGCGGCCGCAACAGCGAACCUCCUUGCAUCCACGCAAGUGCUAUGAGGGGCCAACCAUCAGUGAUGUGAUGGCUAUCAUGAAUCACAAACGGACUGCCAUGACGUAUUUUUGCACCAAAUGCAGCACGGUGCCAACGGGGAUCAUCCCUUUGAUCCUUUGUGCGACGUACCCCGCAGCACAGGUGACCAAGCAGGCCGGCGUUUGGCUGGUAAGCACUCUGAUCCACGGCCAGCGUCAAGUUGAAAAGUUCGCGGCACCUUCCGAGAAGGUUGGCAGGCUUCUGGAAAGUAUCCGCGAGAAGAUGGACACCGAGUUUGGAUGCACGCAAACGGAAAGACAGAAAAUUGUGGAGGACCUCUGGCAUGUAAGCCAUUUACAAAGCUGUAGCAAGUUCAAUGUCUUAACAGGGUUGAUCGUGCUACAGACUCAUCAUAUUCCCAGCACUUUGUGA
Messenger RNA from Symbiodinium pilosum, 4140 nucleotides. The record is from the annotation of a GenBank genome assembly. NCBI's taxonomy places the organism in Eukaryota, Dinophyceae, Suessiales, Symbiodiniaceae.